UUUAUUUGAAGAUUUGUUUAAUGUAGAGCGAGGACAUUAUUUCGUACAACAAUGGCAGCUUCCUGUGAUCAGACCAAGGAUGUUCCAUCCUCUUCCUCAAGCAGACCUGGGUCAUCGUCCGGGUCAGCGUCAGGGUCAGGGGUAAAAUCAGAGGCACAGAAGAAGAUGGAGAGAAUGAACAGAAUUAAGAACCUUCAUCUCAAGAGGAAUGAAGCGAGAAAAUUAAACCAUGUGGAGCUUGUUGAGGAGGAUAGAAGGAACAAAUUACCGGUUAACCAUGAAGCGCAGAAGAGAAGAAAUGAAUGGAUUCUUAAAGAUGAAGAAGAUAGGAAGCAAGCUGAAGCUAGAGGGGAAGACUAUGAAAGAGUGAAGAUGUUAAAUAUGUCAGCAGAGGAAGCGGAGAGGUUUGAGAGGAAGAAAAAGAAGAAGAAUCCUGAUCAGGGCUUUGCAGACUAUGAGCAGGCUACCUUCCGUCAGUAUCAGCGUCUAACCAAACAGAUGAAGCCAGACCUAGAUGGUUAUGAGAGGCAGAAAGAGAAGCUAGGAGAUGACAUCUAUCCUGAUCAAGAUACUCUCACACAGGUUGAAUUCAAGGAUACAGAAGAAGGAAUUAAUAGGAUGGUGGAUGACCUCAAUAAACAGAUUGAAAAGAGAGAAAAGUACAGCAGGAGAAGAGCGUUUAACGAGGAGGAUGACGUUGAUUACAUCAAUGAACGUAACAUGAGAUUCAACAAGAAGAUUGAACGUUUCUAUGGAAAGUACACUGCAGAGAUCAAACAGAACCUUGAGAGAGGAACUGCUGUGUAGUAAAACAAAACUCAGAGGACUUGAAUAAACAUUUAGAUAACUGUUUAUUGCCGUGGUGAAAUGUAAACAGGCUUAUUCUACUACGUAAGAUGACUCUGAGGUAAUAUUAGAAUUGUGAUCUUGUAACCUAUGAUCUGUGAAAUCCAAGUUGGUUAAUGAAUUAGUCCUCAUAAGUGGGCUCCUCCAAAGAUGUCUAAGUAUCUGUAGCACUCUGUGUGGUACGUACAAGCAUGGACAUCCCUUAUGCGGUCUGAUAAAACAAACAGAUGUGCAAUGUUUAUGCAGUGUCAGCGAGUACAAUCUGGUUCUCUCUUUCAUUGAUAUUUACCUAUUGAAUGAACUCACCAAGAAGAUGUCCUCAUUACUCGGCCCCUCCGAUACGAUGCUAUUGGUUAUCUGCUUCCAGGUUCAUAACGACAUAACCAAGUUAAAGCGCCAGUGCCAUGGUAUUAAACCUCAGUACAUGGCCCCUCGGAGAUGACUUGAUAAAAUUGUUCUUCUGUUAGUUUUCCUACAAGUAUACAAAUAAACAUCUUGGCUCUUGUGCCAGUUUUCAGGAAAAGUUUUGCCCCUUGGAUCCGAGCCUGGUUUCAUGUCUAAUGUUAGACCAAAAGCUUUGUUCUCUGUUUAUUGGUUGUUCCGCUGAACUCCAUUGGCUCCACUCACCAAUUACAGAGACCGAAGUUCUAACUUGAUCUGUACAGGGACUCAAUGGCCAUAUGUUUAUGUAUUAAGUUCGGAUAAACCAGGGAAGUGGGAGUUGCGCAACAGCCGAAGUAAGUCACUGUUGUGUUUUUUUCCUUUUAAGUCUAUUUUUCCCCAUUUUGGUGUAUUUCAGGCGAAAACGGAAUCUUAAUCUUUAUUUUGGUCCAGUUCUUUUCAUAUAUUUUUAUGAAAUAAAGACAAAAUUCGAUGAGCCCUGUCGGGGGGAUUUUCCAUUGUUAACCCCCUAGUGGCGGCUGCACGAUCGUGAGCUGUCUGUGUACGAGGAGAAAUUAAAAAAAAAAUCAAAAAUAUUAAAAAACUCCUCGAAACAGAUGGCUGCCAGCUGUCUAACGUUUGCCUUUGAUACUGUACCUUAACACCAUUCAAAAGGAUUUCUAUUGUGAGGCCACCAGGCAUAAUUUUUCUCCAUGUAUCCACAGAUUUUGAAAUCCUGCAUAAUUGAAAAUUAAAAACUAAAUAUUUUUUAGGACUAGUAGAUACUUGAUAUGUCUUUCUAGAGCCCAAGUAUACUAUAAUCUGUAGUUGAUGAACCAUGAGUGACUUAUAUAUACUUAAUCAGUCAUUUUGGCAUCAUAUGAAGCUGCCCAAAACACAUAUUUGGAAUGGAUUUUUUUUUAUCAAACUUCACAACUGCAAUAUGUAUGUAAAGUCAAUAUUAUGGAUUUGUAUACUGUUUUAGGUUUAUACUGUAUGUUCCAUCCUCUUUAUGGGCACUUGAUGUAUAGUUCAGUGAACCAUUUAGAAGUAAAACUGGCCUACUAAAUGAUUUAGAAAUUCUGGACGUAUGUUAUUUUUACCACCAAUUCCAGUCUCUAUAAAGGAUUUUGGAUAUUGACAUACUAAUCUUUAUCCUCCACCCCCAAUCCUGCUAUAUUUACUUAGCCUUUGGGAGAAAUUAUUUAAAAGUGAUUCUUAUGGAAUAAAAUGGAAACAUCCACUGGCUUUUUAGAGGGUAUUGUUAAAUAUAUAGACAUAUCAUUUUAUAAAGUGUAAAGAUUUGUAUCAUUUUCAGGAUUCCCAGCCCAUCAGGGAAAGUUAUUUUGCUUUUUUCCAGUCAGGGAAUUUGAUAAGAAAUACCAAAAGUAGGGAAUUUUGAUCAGCCCAAAAGUUGAAAGCACGGUAGUCAGUCAGACUCUGUUAUAUUUUGUUGCAUAUCGAAACAAAAUCCAUUGAAUGACUGGUUAUGGUGGUACUAAUUAGUUUUACAUUAUUGUUUAUAUACUGAAAAUACAUGUAAUUCACUGCAACAACUUAGAAAACAUGCGAAACUGGGAAUGGGUUUAAAUAAUUAUCAGGGAAUUUUUAAACUUCAUCUGGGAAAUUUUUUUUCUUGAAAAGCCGGGAACCCUGAUAUUGAUUCACUAUUGCUUGCUUGUAAUCCACCUUCCCAUAAUCAGAGCCACAUAUUUCCAAAAACCCAAUUCAUCAUCAGCAAAGCAAUGAGCAUGCCAGUAAAAAUCAGCUGGCAAAGACUUUGCAUUAUUCCUGCUAUAAAUGCAUUAUGUGGAUUUACAGCAGCCCCAAUUGUUUUGUAUUCAAUGAAAUUUGGAUUAGAAGAACCUGGCAGGAUUUCUGUGAGGAAAAGAGUGGCUCAGACUAUUGGAAAGGUUCAUUAGGUGCCUUUUCUGUUCCAGAUAUUGGUACUUUAAUAGUAAGUCUUCAUUUUAAGCAGGAGGUAGACAUUUUUGUAUAGGUUUUAUGCCUCGGAUACAUUCAAAUUUGUGGAUUUAUUUGGAUAGAUUUCCAAGUAAUGUCGAACUACAUAUUGCAUCACCUCCUAGUAUCGUACCUAUACAUAUACUCUGUAGAUAUCCCCCCCC
Molecule: messenger RNA, 3353 nt
Organism: Lytechinus pictus (painted urchin)
Lineage: Eukaryota; Metazoa; Echinodermata; Echinoidea; Temnopleuroida; Toxopneustidae
Product: pre-mRNA-splicing factor SYF2-like
Exons: 6
Coding region: 52-807 (251 amino acids)
Cellular component (GO): post-mRNA release spliceosomal complex; catalytic step 2 spliceosome; Prp19 complex
Source: RefSeq, a predicted model, not a curated record